Caenorhabditis sp. 36 PRJEB53466 is the source of this 1405-nucleotide messenger RNA. The record is from the annotation of a GenBank genome assembly. NCBI's taxonomy places the organism in Eukaryota, Metazoa, Nematoda, Chromadorea, Rhabditida, Rhabditidae.
AUGCCUGUGGAAGAACCGAGAACACGCAAGUUUCACUCGAGAACCUAUGCCAUUGAUGUGAGUUUUCCGCCUGUUAACUGAAAGAAUAUUGACAACUCAGACAAUCAAAGGAGUCAAUCUGGCCGGACAGACAUUCGUGAUAACCGGAACGACGAAUGGAAUCGGAAUCGAAACUGCGCGGUCUUUGGUCCUUCACGGAGCUCAUGUCGUGAUGUUCAACCGGAAUGUGAAGGAAUCGGAGAAGCUGAACAGAAGAUCGUGGAUGAGAUGCACGACGCGGAGAUCGACAUCAUCAAGUGCGAUCUGAACUCGCUGAAAUCUGUGAAAACGGCGACGGAAGAAUACAUUUCGAAGGGAUGGUGAGGGAGGUUAUCAGUUAUCAUCAGGAAAAAAGACGUCAAUUCGGCUCAACUUUGGCCCCGGCGCCUUUUCCGAUUUCGAGAGAGACACACAAAAUCGAAAAGGCGCUGGCGGCGCAAAUUUGGCGUCAAAUCAGCGCUGGCGGCGACACCUAGUACGCGAAAAAAUUAUUACUGAUGCACAAUUCUGUGACGCUUUUCUUUUUCACUGUCACUUUUUUAUAUUUUUCGCCGCAAAAAAAACGCACCAGAAAUUUACGCCGAAUUGGCGUCUUUUUUUCCCGAGUCAAAAGGAGAAAGUGUAUUUCCAGGCCAAUCAACUGUCUGAUUCUCAAUGCCGGCGUUUUCGGAACUGCCUCAACUACCACAUCCGACGGAUUGGAGUCUCAUUUCGGGAUUAAUCAUCUCGCCCAUUUCCUGGUUGGUCUCUUCUUCUCCUUACUCUCCCUCUUUCUGUUUCUGCACCAUCUCUCUCCUUUUCAGCUCAUCCGUGAACUUUUGCCCAUCGUUCGUCAGUCAGCUCCAUCCAAGAUCAUCCUGGUGUCUUCGACAGUUCACGCUCAGUGUGAAGUCACUCCCGACAUGCCCAUCCUCCAGAAAGUGCGAAUUCUCUGCCCCGAGAGCCCCGACGAUGCCACGUGGUUCGUCUGUACGCGCGCUCCAAAAUGUGCAAUAUGCUCGUGGCGUUCAAACUUCAUCGAGACGAAAAUCACAACGAGAUAAGCACGUACUCGGUGCACCCCGGCAACGGCGUCCGCACCAACAUCUUCCGUGACUCGUGGCUCGUCAGCAUUGCCAGUAUUCUGUCGACUCCGUUCACGAAGAACAUCAGUCAAGGAGCGGCCACGACGGUUUACUGUGCGGGAAAUCCGGAAGUGGCUCACGUGUCCGGAAAGUAUUGGGAAUCGUGCUGGGACGACGAGAAGACGUUGUACAAUGAGGUGGCGAGGGACGAGGAACUGCAGGACGCCGUCUGGGAGCACUCGCAGAAACUGCUGAAUAAACUGCUGGACAGUAAACUGGAGUCGUGUGUUUUCGAGUGUUGA